Nicotiana tabacum (common tobacco) is the source of this 654-nucleotide messenger RNA. The record is from RefSeq and is a predicted model, not a curated record. NCBI's taxonomy places the organism in Eukaryota, Viridiplantae, Streptophyta, Magnoliopsida, Solanales, Solanaceae.
AUGAACGGGGCAAUCGAGGCAGCCAACAAGAAUAUCAAGCGGAUUCUACAAAAGAUAGUGGACAAUCAUAGGCAAUGGCAUGAGAAAAUAUCCUUCGCCUUACUGGGUUAUCAGACCACCAUGAGAACAUCCAUUGUGGCAAUGCUGUACAUGUUAGUAUAUAGAACUGAAGUUGUAAUACCCGCAGAGGUUGAGAUACCAUCUCUAAGGGUCAUUCAAGAGGCCAAGUUGGACGAUGCAGAAUGGAUAUGGGUCAGGCAAGGGCAACUCAUGCUCAUCAGUGAGAAGAAAAUAGACACAGAAGAAGACAAAGGAAAAUUCGCACCAAAUUGGCAAGGUCCUUACGUGGUUCACCGAGUAUUGUUGGGUGGAGCUCUAAUCAUGGCCGAAAUGGAUGGAAGAAUCAACACGGAGCCCAUCAACUCAGACGCAAUCAAGAGAUACUUUUCCUCUCUUUCUGAUUCCGAUUGUGAUACUGAUUCAGAGCUUGAGCUCUUGGUUUUCCUAAAGGCUAAUUUGAACACUCGAUUGCAAUUUGAGCUGCUGUUUUUGAACCUUUUUAGGGAAUGUUUUGGCUGGAUUUCGGGGCUAAAAACAAUGGUGUUUGGAGCUGAUUUUCGAACUGUUUUUGGACGUUUUUGCAGCUAUUUUUGA